Calliphora vicina (urban bluebottle blowfly) is the source of this 1272-nucleotide messenger RNA. Its product is annotated as adenylate cyclase, terminal-differentiation specific-like. The coding region runs from base 1 to 1272 and encodes 423 amino acids. The transcript is spliced from 2 exons. NCBI's taxonomy places the organism in Eukaryota, Metazoa, Arthropoda, Insecta, Diptera, Calliphoridae. The record is from RefSeq and is a predicted model, not a curated record.
AUGUCAAGGUCAAGUCAAGGUCAAGUCAAGGACAAGUCAAGUCAAGGGCAAGUCAAGGGCAAGUCAAGGGCAAGUCAAGGGCAAGUCAAGGUCAAGGUCAAGUCAAGGUCAAGUCAAAGUCAAAGUCAAGGUCAAGUCAAGGUCAAGUCAAGGUCAAGUCAAGGUCAAGUCAAGGUCAAGUCAAGGUCAAGUCAAGGUCAAGUCAAGGUCAAGUCAAGGUCAAGUCAAGGUCAAGUCAAGGUCAAGUCAAGGUCAAGUCAAGGUCAAGUCAAGGUCAAGGUCAAGUCAAGGUCAAGUCAAGGUCAAGUCAAGGUCAAGUCAAGUCAAGUCAAGUCAAGGUCAAGUCAAGGUCAAGUCAAGGUCAAGUCAAGGUCAAGUCAAGGUCAAGUCAAGGUCAAGUCAAGGUCAAGUCAAGGUCAAGUCAAGGUCAAGUCAAGGUCAAGUCAAGGUCAAGUCAAGGUCAAGUCAAGGUCAAGUCAAGGUCAAGUCAAGGUCAAGUCAAGGUCAAGUCAAGGUCAAGUCAAGGUCAAGUCAAGGUCAAGUCAAGGUCAAGUCAAGGUCAAGUCAAGGUCAAGUCAAGGUCAAGUCAAGGUCAAGGUCAAGUCAAGGUCAAGUCAAGGUCAAGUCAAGGUCAAGUCAAGGUCAAGUCAAGGUCAAGUCAAGGUCAAGUCAAGGUCAAGUCAAGGUCAAGUCAAGGUCAAGUCAAGGUCAAGUCAAGGUCAAGUCAAGGUCAAGUCAAGGUCAAGUCAAGGUCAAGUCAAGGUCAAGUCAAGGUCAAGUCAAGGUCAAGUCAAGGUCAAGUCAAGGUCAAGUCAAGGUCAAGUCAAGGUCAAGUCAAGGUCAAGUCAAGGUCAAGUCAAGGUCAAGUCAAGGUCAAGUCAAGGUCAAGUCAAGGUCAAGUCAAGGUCAAGUCAAGGUCAAGUCAAGGUCAAGUCAAGGUCAAGUCAAGGUCAAGUCAAGGUCAAGUCAAGGUCAAGUCAAGGUCAAGUCAAGGUCAAGUCAAGUGUCAAAAGGAACCAAGAGCAACCAGAUACACAAACAACCAAGCUACCAAAGUAUAAACGUGAAGGCUUAAGCUGUACGUACUACGUACCACACCAGCAGCAGCAGCAGCAGCAGCAACAACACAACCACCACCACAUUCUAGCCAACCAACAAGCCAACAAGAAAGAACAUCAACAUCAUCGUCGUCAUCAUCAGCAGCCUCACAUCCUUUUCAAUUUUCAGCCAUCUCCAUCAUCAUCGUUGUCGUUUCCAACGUGUAGUGUCUAA